CAGUCCAGAUGUGACUGAUGAUUUUCAGGAAAUCCCAACCCAUGCCGACAAUGGCAACUCAUGAGCAAUGAUGAACUGGAAACAAAAGGCGUGGUAAUGUUGGGAGAGAGGCAAAAAUCCUGAAAGCAGAAAAAGAAACUGCAUUCCACCAGCAAAGAUCAAAACAGCAGCUCCUUUUACUGAGAAAGAAAAAAACCAGCUUCUUCCAUGGAAUCCUCUACAAACUCUUCUGAACUAUAUUACGACUCCUAUUAUGAUGAAUCUAAUGAUACUUUGGACUAUGCUUUACAUGAAAUGCUUUGCCUCAAAGAAGAGGUGAGAACAUUCAACAAGUCUUUCCUACCAGCCUUUUAUUCCAUUGCUUUUCUUAUUGGACUUCCUGGGAAUUCGCUUGUGAUCGCAAUCUAUGCCUACAUCAAGAAGCUAAAGACCAGGACUGAUGUAUACAUCAUGCAUUUGGCAAUUGCUGAUUUAUUAUUGCUUUUUACUCUUCCAUUUUGGGCUACGAAUGCUGUUCAUGGAUGGGUGUUUGGUACCCCAUUAUGCAAAAUCACCACUGCCAUCUACACCAUGACCUUCAGUGUCAGCAUGCAGUUUCUGGCCUGGAUCAGUGUGGAUAGGUACAAUGCCAUUGUCAAAUCCCCAGGUCAACAAGGAACCACAAAACUAUGCAGUAAAAUCUGUUUCUUUGUCUGGGUUGUGGGUACUAUUCUCUGCCUUCCUGAUCUCAUUUUCAAACAAGUCAAGGAGUUUCAUGGCACGACUGCAUGCAUUCCUACAUUCCCAGAGAGUCUGGGCAAAAUAAUUAAAGUAACAAUUGAAGUAGGAGAAAUGGCCCUAAGUUUUGUGUUGCCUUUCUUAUUCAUGAUGGGCUGCUAUUCAGCUGUGGCCAGGGCUCUCUUCAAGAGUCCCAGGGUUAAAAAGUCCCAGCCUCUGAAAGUUCUUGCAGCAGUUGUUUCUGUCUUUAUUGUCACCCAGCUGCCCUACAAUGUGAUCAAACUUUGGAGAGCCAUAGACAUUAUCUAUCCCCUGAUCACAAACUGUAAAGCAAGUAAAGCCAUGGAUGUUGCAUUUGAAGUAACCAACAGCAUUGCUUUGUUUCAUAGUUGCCUGAACCCGCUCCUGUAUUUUUUUAUGGGAGCAUCCCUCAAAAUGCAUAUGGUGAAACUGGCAAAACGUUAUGGUUAUUGGAGAAGACAACAAAACACACCACCUGAAGAGAUUCCCAUGGGCUAUGAAGAGUCAGCAGAACAAACAAGCAGUCUUAUUAUUUAGAAAAUGAACAGCCUGUUGCUGGACACUUCAAUAUCUUUGACCACUAGCCAUGUUGGUCAGGGAUGAUGGGAUUUGAAGUUUAGCAACAUCUGAAAUUUACUAACAACAGGGGCUUCAACCAUUUCGGAAAAUGCAGAGAUAAAUUACUUUUAAACUCAGUCUGUUUUGGUUCCUCACUGCAUAAUAAUUUGGGAAUAAUUCCUCUGUUGUUGUUAACUGCCAUUAACUUAUGGUGACCCUGUGAAUGGCAUUCUUCCAAGUCAUGCUAUCAUCAACAGCCCUGCACAGUUUCUUCAGAUUCAGAGCCAAGGCUUCCUGCCUUCCAACAUAUGAAGCAUUACUAGGGUUUUUUUCUAGUUAGUUAUGCCUUCUCAUGAAUAAUCUAUCUUAUACAACUUAAUUUACAGGUAGAGCAAAUAUUUUAUUUUGAGCAAUUUAUUUCAGGCAAAAUGAGGGAUGUGUUUAAAGCAGGAAAGUGGAGUAUUCAGAAACUAUUGUUCUUCUUUUAACAUUUUUGUCUGGAAGCCUGGAUUAGAAAAGAGGAUGCUGUUUUAUCUGAUCCACUUGAGAGUUUCUAGGAAAAAGGAGGAGAGCCAGGCAUGGCUGGAUUUUCUUCUGAGAUAAAAAAAAAUGGCUAUAAAAAUCAUCCUCUUCCCCCAGAUUCCUUUCUUCCUUUGUUAUUGGUUUGUCCUUGGGACUGGAAUGCAAAAGGAAACACACAAACUAGCCAAAUGGGUUUUAUUUAGAUCAGAGAGCAAGCUACAAAGCUGCAUGACGCCUGAAGUAACUGAAGUUUGAGCCUCCCAAUGAAGAUGAUGAUGAUGAUAAUAAUAAUAAUAAUAAUAAUAAUAAUAAUAAUAAUAAUAAUCAACACCAACAACAACUUUAUUUUUGUAUUCCACCACCAUCUCCCUGAAAGGACUCAGGGCAGCUUAUAUGGGGACCAAGCCCAGUCAAACACAAUUAAAACAUAGAACAAUAAAAUGCAUGUAAAAGCAUCAUAAAAACAUAACCAUCAUAAUCAACAAUAAGUGGCCAAGCACAGCGAGCAUGUUCAAAACUAAAGUUUGAAGCAAGGGCUUGUGCGAUACAACUACCAGGACGGGGUUGAUAGUAAAAUGCAAGGGCCUGAGACCUGAUAAGGGCUAGAGGGGGCAGAUCAAUUAGUAGAGUACACAGCAAGGGGAGAGAUAACAAUAAAGUGCAAGGGACCAGUAUUAAAUUAUAGCUUGGGGAGUCAUAUCAUCUAGUGGGCCCGAUUAAUCAAAAGCACACUGGAACAUUCAAAUCUUUAGGUCUUUAUGGAAAAUGGACAGUGUAGGUGCUAAUCUAAUCUCCCCGGGGAGAGAGUCUAGAGCCAGAGGGUCACCACUGAGAAGGCCCUCUCUCUCAUCCCCACCAAAAGCGCUUGAGAUGGAGGUGGGAGAGAGAGAAGGGCCUCCCCAGCAGAUCUUAGAGCUUGCACCAGUUCAUAGGGGAAGGUGUGAUCGCGAAGAUAGGCUGGACCCAAACCAUUUAGGGCUUUGUAGGUAAUAACCUGCACCUUGAAUAGGGACUGGAAACUUUUCGACAGCCAGUGGAGCUGUUUAAUAGGGGAGAUGACCGCUCCCUAUAAUUCACUCCUGUUAGCAACCUGGCCAUCGACUUUUGUACCAAUUGUAAUUUCCUGACUAUCUUCAAGGCAGCCCCACAUAGAGCACAUUGUAGUAAUCCAAUCUGGGGUAACUAAGAUAGAGAGCAAAAUUAUCCCCUAACUUAAAUAAAACAGAGAGGUUUUCUUCUAUCUUGCAAAAGUUAAUUUGGAAUCCUUUUACUCGGAAGAAGUCAGAAAGAGGGAGCAAGUAAUCGAGCAAGAAAUUUCAGGAACAUUGAGGAAUAAACUCUUUAAAUAAAUGUUUCAUGUGACCUCCCUCUCCCAGCCAUAAUCACACAAUCAAAGGAUCUUGACACAAAUAUGUAUCUGCAAAGGAUUAUGCUUGCACCAACUAUUUACUG
Molecule: messenger RNA, 3270 nt
Organism: Anolis sagrei ordinatus
Lineage: Eukaryota; Metazoa; Chordata; Lepidosauria; Squamata; Anolidae
Gene: ACKR4
Product: atypical chemokine receptor 4
Biological process (GO): calcium-mediated signaling; immune response; G protein-coupled receptor signaling pathway
Cellular component (GO): external side of plasma membrane; membrane
Molecular function (GO): C-C chemokine binding; C-C chemokine receptor activity; scavenger receptor activity
Source: RefSeq, a predicted model, not a curated record